Molecule: messenger RNA, 348 nt
Organism: Menidia menidia (Atlantic silverside)
Lineage: Eukaryota; Metazoa; Chordata; Actinopteri; Atheriniformes; Atherinopsidae
Source: the annotation of a GenBank genome assembly
AUCGCCAGGAUGAAUCCUCAGCAGCGGAUUGCCGCUCUCGGAACUGACAAGGAAUUAAGUGACCUGCUGGAUUUCAGUGCGAUGUUCUCUCCACCUGUAGGGGGAGGGAAGAACAGGCCAACCACACUUGGAAGCAGUCAGUUCAGUGCAUCAGGUUUGGACGAGCGGACCAACCAAGCAUCUUGGGCCCCAGGUGGCGAGUCCAGUCCUUCCUAUGAGUCCUCCCGGCCCAUCUUGGCCCUGCCAAGCUCCUUCCUUCCUUCCUUCCUUCACUUCCUCAGGACUUCGCCCCCAACAAGCGACUGGCAGGGCUGUCCAGCUGUAGAGGAUCAGCUGUUGACUGAGUAG